This is a messenger RNA of Baudoinia panamericana UAMH 10762, 3288 nucleotides long. RefSeq lists its product as uncharacterized. The transcript has 2 exons. The record is from RefSeq and is a predicted model, not a curated record. Bases 1 to 3288 code for a protein of 1095 amino acids. Lineage: Eukaryota; Fungi; Ascomycota; Dothideomycetes; Mycosphaerellales; Teratosphaeriaceae. Gene Ontology annotation, molecular function: protein binding.
AUGGCGGACGAGAGCUCGGCUCUGCCGCCUCGAAAGGACGCGACCCACACCACGACCUCAGCCUUUCAGUAUCCACCAGCAGAUGCCACUGUCGGCUCGUUCGAGCUUAGAGACGCCAUACAGGAGACUGUAGUCACCACCACGACCACCACUAGAAUUACACUGCCUCCGAUUAUCACACAUCCGCCGCAGGAUUUAGCCGAGCGUGACCCGAGGCAGUAUGUGCUUGCCAACUCACUUACACCGGACUGGCUUAGACGGGUUCAGUUCGAGCAUCAUGGCAAAACCGUAACCUUCCAGGAGUCAGACGAUCCACUGUCUACUAUGCGAAGGUAUCAGGAUAAGGCUCGAAAGAUAAGGCAGCGUGAUGGCACGAUUAGGAAGGAGGUUCGGCACGAGAACCUUGAGACUCCCGUCCGUGGUUAUGGGCAUGCAGCUGUGGACAAGGCAGUGCAGAACGUCAGGGAAGGUGCUGGGCAGAAGCGAACCGCCGCUCCGCCAUCUAUAGCAGAGGCGGCAGAGCUGGCAAGUCUGGGAAGACGGACCAAGAAGCCGCGCUCACAGCUGCAUCGGAUGCAACCAGACAUCGUGGCGCAUCCGUCUUUGAACUCUGGCGCCUUUAUACUGCCGAGUAAUCAUUCGCCGGUUACACCAGACGCAGAAGCCGGAGCUGAGGGCGGACUCCAGCCUACCGCAGCGCUUGUCAAUCAGCACGCUAGGAGGGAUGCCUCCAGUAAAGUGUCAUCUCACCGCAUGCGCGCUGCUCCAGUCACGCAGCAGCCGACGAACCGGAAUGAUGACAUACAAAUGGCGGAUAACGACUCAUUAGAAGAUGACUCUCAGCUUGGUCCUCCGUUUUACGGCAUACAUAAGAAGCAGCGCCUCCAGCCAGAACCGAGUACUGUGUUAGGUGCAAGUCGACCUGGCAGAGCAAACAGCCAAGCUCCAGUAGUGGAUUCAAACGACGAGCCUGCUGAAGGUUCUCAGCCUCGGCGGCGUCCGCAAUUACGGCCACAACCGCUCGACACCCUUACCAGCUCGCAGCUUGACGCCAGCCUCCCCAGUCCAAGCCUGUCGCCCAUUACUGCAGCUGCCAAUGCUGCAUGGCGUCAGCGCAACCACUUCGAUGACUCUUUUGCGGAGACAAUCGACGAGGAUGCAGGCGUCGUUUCCGGCUUUGAGCUCGAAGAUGACAGCAAUACCCAUACGGCUACAUCUCAGUCUCAGGGCAGUAUGAGGGCGCCAAGCCUGCCGCAGUUCAAGUUCACGGCCGGACAGCAACAAGGUCCUAACCUUCUAUCCACAGCAGGACUGACCAUCAAGGACAUACCCACCAUAGUCGACACAUUUGACAGCAUGCCGGAAGCUUUGCAAACGUACGUAAUGUAUCAGCUCCUGCGACGCUGCGCCAAGCCUACUCUUCAAAUGGUGGCGGGUGUGGUCAACCCAGCUUUGAAGUGCGAUCCAUUCAACGUGCUGCCACCGGAAAUCGGUCUGAACAUCACGCGAUUUUUGGACGCGCAGAGCAUGUGUCGCGCUGCGCAAGUGUCGAAGAGGUGGCGUAGGUUGAUCAAUUCUGACGAGACGGCGUGGAAGGAUCUGCUUGACCGUGACGAAUAUGAGCUGCCGAGAGAUGAGAUUGCCCGAGCCGUUAAGGAGGGUUGGGGCUGGCAGCAUCCGGGUGCAGAUGGCCAUGAAGAGGACCUCUCUAAAUACGUGCAAAGAAACACGCCGGAGCUGGCAUCGGGAGACGGGAUGCAAGGCGUCGUCACGGUGAGCGACGAUGAUGACACAGCAUCGACAACAACAACCAGAUCGAAAAGACGGUCACUCACCACUCACGCUCGAGGCAAGAAGAAUCACAAGCGCCGCCCCGCCCAGCCUGCGUCGGCGUCUAAGAACCUUGCCGUCGCUUCAUGGCGCCGAACGUUCAGAAGCGCUCAAGGCCCGCUCGGGUAUGCCACUGCAGCCGCUCAAGCGAUUCCGCAUCCUGCCGUUGGCCUGCCAAGCUUGAAGAACAUGCACCUCUUCAAGUCGCUGUAUCAGCGCCAUUAUCUCAUCCGCAAAGCCUGGAUGGAUGAAACUUCGCAGCCGCAGCACCUCGCCUUCCGUGCACAUCACAGACAUGUGGUCACAUGUCUGCUUUUCGAUAGCGACAAGAUUUUGACCGGCAGCGACGAUACGAAGAUCUGCGUCUACGACACCAAGACUGGCGCCCUCCGGACCAGACUGGAGGGCCAUGAAGGCGGUGUCUGGGCGCUGCAAUACGACGGCGAUACGUUGGUGUCAGGGUCUACCGAUCGCAGCGUUAGAGUUUGGGACAUCAAGUCCGGCCGGUGCAUGCAAGUCUUCCAAGGUCACACGUCGACUGUACGUUGCUUGGUCAUCCUUCAGCCUGUGCAGAUUGGCACAGAGCCGGAUGGCAGGCCGAUCAUGAUGCCCGAAGUGCCACUCAUCAUUACCGGCUCUCGCGACUCCUCCUUGCGGGUGUGGAGGCUACCUCAGCCAGGCGACCCGAAGUUCUUUCAGGCCGGUCCGCCAGGCAAUGAUCGCGAAAACCCUUACUUCCUCCGCACCCUCUCCGGCCACCACAACUCUGUCCGCGCGAUUGCCGCUCACGGCGACACGCUUAUUUCUGGGUCCUACGACUGCACAGUACGCGUUUGGAAGAUCUCCACUGGUGACCUCGUGCAUAGGCUGCAGGGGCACACUCAGAAAGUCUACUCCGUCGUACUCGACCAUGUCCGCAACCGCUGCAUCUCCGGCAGCAUGGAUAACCUCGUCAAAGUGUGGGACCUGCAGACUGGCGCCGCGCUCUUCAACCUGGAGGGUCACACUUCGCUCGUUGGUUUGCUGGAUUUGAGCAAUGAUCGUCUUGUUAGCGCGGCUGCUGAUAGCACGCUUCGUAUCUGGGAUCCGGAGAGUGGGGCUUGCAAGGCUACACUUUCUGCGCAUACUGGCGCUAUUACGUGCUUUCAGCAUGAUGGGCAGAAGGUCAUUUCGGGCUCGGACAGAACGCUGAAGAUGUGGAAUGUUAAGAAUGGGGAUUGCGUGCGGGAUUUGCUCACGGAUCUCAGCGGCGUCUGGCAGGUUCGCUUCGAUGAGCGCAGAUGUGUUGCUGCGGUGCAGAGGAACAACUUUACUUAUAUUGAGGUUCUCGACUUUGGCGCCUUCAGAGACGGCGUCCCAGCAAAUCAGCGUGGCCGCCGUAUCUUCGUCGACUGCCGUGGACGUGAGACCGUCGAGGUCGAGGCUGCGCAGCCAGAUGCUGCUGACGGUACGGCAUAG